This is a messenger RNA of Actinia tenebrosa (Australian red waratah sea anemone), 3908 nucleotides long. Its product is annotated as rab3 GTPase-activating protein catalytic subunit. NCBI's taxonomy places the organism in Eukaryota, Metazoa, Cnidaria, Anthozoa, Actiniaria, Actiniidae. The record is from RefSeq and is a predicted model, not a curated record. Gene Ontology annotation, molecular function: GTPase activator activity. Gene Ontology annotation, biological process: positive regulation of GTPase activity.
AGCCACGGCGCAUGCCCAGUAUGUGCAUCCAAGAUGGAGGAAGUGGAGGAGGAGGAAAAUGAAGUGUUCGAAAUUACAGAUUUUACCACUUCGUCUGACUGGGAAAGGUUUAUUGCAAGGCUUGAAGAAGUCCUCCAUGAAUGGAAACUUGAUGAUGGCACGAGAUUCACUACAAGAUCUUCUAAGGGUUCAGGAUCAUCAUUCACUGCUUCAACAGAAAAAGUUAAAAUCAACCCCAUCCCUAUCAAGAAAAGUGAACAUGAGAAAGAAGGCACAUGGGCAUUUAUGCAGGAAGAAGUCAGCUUUGCUACAUUUACUUUCAAUAUUGCAUAUCAUUAUCUCAAAAGUAAAAGAAAAGAAAAGCACUCAACUAAAAAUAUUAAAGAAGGAUCUGAGGAGGGUAUCCCGUCAGCAGUAAUGGAUAUGUUUGACAUGGAUUUUGACUUUCCACCUAGAGUACACUGUCUCAGUCGAUGGUUUGGUUUAAAGGAAUUCAUAGUUCUUACGCCAGCGCAGAAUAUAGAAGCCAUUGAUAAUGAAUCACGGUGCCAUUUACUUCUAAGUUCAAUAGCCAUAGCAUUUUCAAAUGCUAAAUGUACAGUUCCAAUGUUUAUCCAGGCCAGUCAACGAUGGAGACGCCUCUACUAUGGCGUGUGUCUUGGUGGAGAGUUUCGAACUUCAUUUGAAAUGUGUCACCUUAAGAGUACUCCCCCACAGUAUGACCAUUUAGCAGGUCUAUUGGAGGUCUUUAAAGAUAAGCUGGCUUGCUCUGCAUCACCUUGUCCACCAGUUACAGUAUCAGUCCGUUUUACCUACAUACUCGAUGAAUGGACGGACUAUGCUUGGCCUCAAGAACCCCCAGACCUUAGUUCCUCCAUAGAAUGUGAAGUAGGAAUGACAGAUUUGGGCACCUUACCAUUUGGUGCCACUCAAGAUCCCAUAAGUGAACUUCAUCUGUCUACAACAUGGCCAUGUCUCUCAGAAGAAGUAGUUGUUGAUAAUGCUAUUUACUCGUGAAUAUAUUGGUGGCUACAUGAAUUUAUGCUAUAAACAAGAAUCAACAAUGCAGUUAUUGAAUACAGAAAUGGACGACAGUGAAACUGCAGACAUAACACAAGCAUUGCAAAAGCUGACAGACCCCGGUCAUGGGAUCCCUGUGACUUCACUAUCUUCAGCUGUUUCUAAGGCAACAACAAAAAUCCCUGUUCUGAGUGAUGUGAUGCCACAGGAGUACCCAAUACCAGAGGAACUGCUCAACCAAAUUCUAAUGCAUCUUUUCCCAGAUGCUGAAGAAGAUAUUGAAUCAGUGGAAGCGAAACAGCAACAAGUACACCAACAGAAGGAUCAGGAUCAGGAAAAAUUGAAAAAUGCUUUAAAGGACAAGUUUCGAGGGCUCAAGUCAGCACCUGAAGACAGUUUGACAUAUUUCUUGGCUGUCUGUAUUUGUAUCGUGUAUAAUAAUUAUGGUGGUCUACGAGCAGUAGCUCACUUAUGGCAUGAAUUUGUGUUAGAAAUGAGAUAUAGAUGGGAAAAUGAUGUAUUUAUACCAAGAUUAAAGUUAGAACCACCUGACUUAGGAUACUGUUUAAUUCACCAAAAGCUACAGAUGUUAAAUUGUUGUAUUGAAAGAAGAAGAAUCUCCAAAAUGAGGGCCUCCUCCAGCUCAUGUGGUGAAUCUCCCUCAAAAUCUCUUGAUAAUCAAAACAAUAAAGAUAAGAAUAGUCAACCAGCAUCAUCCACGAGUAGCUCAGAUGAUGAUGAAUUUUUUGAGGCCGUAGAAAGUUUGAGUGUCCUAGAGAAAAAGCUUUCAGAAGAGGAGAAUAAUUUCAUUGUAAAAGGAAGACUGAGACAAUGUGGUGAUCUUCGCCUUUUAGCUUGUGACGAACCUCUGUAUAUACCUAUUACGCAGGAGCCAGCACCAAUGACCGAAGACAUGCUUCAAGAACACGCUGAAGUUCUUUCUCAGUUAGGAACCACGCAGGAAGGGGCUCGCGUCAGGGCACAGAUGCAGAGUGCUUCUUUACUCUCUGAUAUGGAAGCUUUCAAGGCUGCAAACCCUGGCUGUUUACUUGGGGAUUUUGUCCGCUGGUAUUCACCUAACGAUUGGAUACCAGGCAAAGAGACAACAGAAGAAGCGGAGGAAUUAAAACUUCUCGAAGUUGAUGUAGAACAAGAGAAACAAGAGACAGGCGGUAAGUCAGUAGAGACGCCAAACGUGACAGAUGGAUGGGAAGAAGAAGAGUUAGAGUUAACAGAAGAAGAACUAGAAGAAGAGGAACGAGAGGCAGCCGUGGACCUAAUGAAUGAAGCUAAAGCUGGACACGUUCCAGAGCUAAAAGCUGUGAACAAGUGGAUGGAGGAAGGGCAUUUGAGUCUACGCAUGCGCAUACCUGGUAACAUUUGGGCUGAAGUUUGGCACAGCGCCAAGCCAAUUCCCAUCAGGAGACAGAAAAGACUUUUUGAUGAGACCAAAGAAGCUGAGAAGGUUUUACAUAGCCUUGCUGCCCUUAAACCUUCCGAGGUAGCCUUCCACUUAUUCCCAGUUCUGUUGCAUGCCGUUUUGCUCAAGAUCGAAGGAUCAGGAGGCAACGACAUCCCUGCUGUGAGCACGUUACUAGACCAAGUGACAAGUAAGGCUAGCAAGCUGCACUGGCUUUUUCCAGAUGAUCUUCCACAAUGCGAGGAACUCGUAAAAGAAAUCCAGCUAGCAGAACUAGUUAUUUCCCGUGCAAAAUCUCUUCGCUACAAAUUCCGAGAUGCUGUUGAGUCACAGAAGAAAAAGGUCCAGAUGGUGGGAGGUGAAAAAAACCUGGACGAAUUUCUAGCAUCGUUGAUGGAAAAACCGGAAGUGACUGUGAUCGGAGCGGGUCGUGGCCCUGCUGGUCGAGUCAUUCACAAACUGUUUGCCAAACAAGAAAAUGCAAGAUCAGAGCAGCCCGUUUUGGAAAAAGAGCCAAGCAAACAACAAACACCCCCUUCAUCGCCAGCACAACAAGAUUUCCCACGUCCUGCAGGUCGCGAGUACAUACUACGAACAACAGUUCAGCGGCCAUCCCGUUCUUCAAGACCAUCCCCUCAGCGAAUAUACUGCGUGCUGGCAGGAGACGAGUUUAGGCUUGCUGGUGCAUUCACUGAGGAUGUUAUAUUCCAGUAAACAGUUAACAGCAUGUCUUAAUCAUAAUGACUUGUUAUCGUAAUAGACCUUGCGUGUUGUUUUUCCAUACCAGACCAUGAAUCAUUCCCUAGAGUACCAUUUCUUUGUUUAACGUUUAUUCAUGAGAAGGCACGUGAAUAAUACAACUCAAGGAUCUUAAUCUCAAGAUAAUGACACGUGGUUUAAAAUGGGGAAAUGUUACGCCCAAGGCAAAGAGGUCUGUUUUUGUCCAAGGCCAUGAAAUAUAUUAAUUUAUAAUACAAAAAUUGAGCCUGCGUAGCUGGUGUUGAGGUCACUCCCUUCUUGUUUUCAAAGCUCUUAACUAUUUUUAACCGUUUGAGGUCGAAGCCAAAGUUGACAGAUUAAAAAAAAAAACACUUAAAAACGUAAAACCUGUAAACGUGUGCCGUGCCGUGCCGUACCGUGCGGUGCCGUGCCGUGCCGUGACGGUUAGCGUUUGACGCAUUUAUCUCGUUCGCUCUAUAGACUGGUUCGUGAAUUCCGUACAAUCUGGUCUAUCUCUGACUCGACGCAUAUUGGACAGUAAUGGAUACCACUGACCAGCUGCUACGCAGGCUACGUAGAUUGAAAGCUACUAACUUCAUUACCUUAGCAGUCCAGAAAAAAAAUAGAUACAAAAAUUAUGAAUUUGACUAGAAUUAUUAGGGUAACUUGAAGCCUUUUAUCCUGACUCGAUCAUUAUUUCUGAGGGACGAGUUCAUCGGAGAACAAAUAAACAUCUUCCCACUUUCAA